Molecule: messenger RNA, 2470 nt
Organism: Vigna angularis (adzuki bean)
Lineage: Eukaryota; Viridiplantae; Streptophyta; Magnoliopsida; Fabales; Fabaceae
Product: subtilisin-like protease SBT4.14
Exons: 11
Coding region: 8-2257 (749 amino acids)
Biological process (GO): proteolysis
Molecular function (GO): serine-type endopeptidase activity
Source: RefSeq, a predicted model, not a curated record
GCCAAGCAUGUUGCUACUAAAUAUGUUGUUGCUAAAGAGCCAUACAAAAUCCCUUUUUCUACUCUGCCUUCAAUUAUUGCUAAUCUUAGCAAGCAGUGCUUCAGUUAAUGGAGUUGAGCAGAAGAACUUUUACAUUGUUUUCUUGGGAGCUCAUACACAGAGCAGAGGAAAUACACUUGAGACCUAUUUAAAUGUUCUAUCUUCUGUGAAGGGAAGCUACCUUGAAGCCAAAGAAUCUAUGGUGCAUAGUUACUCAAGGAACUUCAAUGCAUUUGCUGCAAAACUGUCAGAAGAUGAAGCCAAGAAGUUAUCUGCCAUGGAUGAAGUGCUUUUAGUGUUUCAAAAUCAGUACCGUCAGCUACACACAACAAGAUCAUGGAACUUCAUUGGGUUACCUCCAACAGCCAAAAGAAGAUUGAAAGUAGAAAGUGACAUAAUUGUUGGUGUUAUAGACACAGGGAUCACACCUGAGUCUAAAAGCUUCAAGGACAAUGGAUUUGGUCCUCCACCAGCAAGAUGGAAAGGAUCUUGUGGCCAUUAUGCUAAUUUCUCAGGCUGCAAUAAAAAGCUCAUAGGAGCCAAGUACUUCAAGGCUGAUGGAAACCCUGAUCCAUCAGACAUAUUAUCUCCUGUGGAUACUGAUGGACACGGCACUCACACUGCAUCAACAGUUGCAGGAAAUCUGAUCCCAAAUGCAAAUCUCUUUGGGUUGGCCAAUGGGACUGCUCGAGGUGCAGUGCCAUCGGCAAGAUUGGCAAUUUACAAAGUUUGCUGGUCAUUAAGUGGAUGUGCAGACAUGGACUUACUUGCUGCAUUUGAUGCUGCUGUACAUGAUGGUGUGGAUGUCAUAUCUAUUUCCAUAGGUGGAGGAAAUCCUAGUUAUGUUCAAGACUCUAUAUCAAUUGGUGCAUUUCAUGCCAUGAGAAAAGGUAUAAUCACAGUGGCCUCAGCUGGAAAUGCUGGUCCAAGCUUGGGAACUGUAACAAAUACUGCACCAUGGAUUGUAACUGUAGCAGCAAGUGGCAUUGAUAGGGCCUUCAAGAGCACUGUACAGUUGGGUAAUGGAAAGAAUUUUUCUGGGGUAGGUGUGAGUUGUUUUGAUCCAAAAGGAAAACAGUAUCCUCUUGUCAAUGGGAUUGAUGCAGCCAAAGAUCCAAAAGACAAGGAGGACGCUAGUUUCUGCUAUGAAGGCACCUUACAGCCAAAUAAAGUGAAGGAAAAGCUUGUUUACUGCAAAUUAGGAGCAUGGGGCACUGACUCUGUUGUUAAAGGAAUUGGGGGCAUUGGUACUCUAAUAGAAAGUGACCAAUUUCCUGAUGUUGCUCAAAUUUUCAUGGCACCUGCUACCAUUGUGAAUAGUGUACAAGGGGACACUGUUACAAAAUAUAUACAAUCCACAAGAUCACCAUCAGCAAUGAUAUACAAAAGCCACGAGGUGCAAGUGCGAGCUCCAUUUACUGCUACAUUUUCAUCUAGAGGCCCAAAUUCAGUAUCCCAAAAUGUUCUCAAGCCUGAUGUUGCAGCUCCUGGCAUUGACAUCUUGGCAUCUUAUACUCUCAAAAAGUCACUCACUGGUUUAAAGGGGGACACUCAAUUUUCAGAAUUUAUUCUAAUGUCUGGAACUUCCAUGGCAUGUCCUCAUGUUUCUGGAGUUGCUGCAUAUGUUAAGUCAUUUCACCCACAUUGGACUCCUGCUGCAAUUAGGUCUGCUAUUAUCACAACAGCCAAACCAAUGAGCAAGAGAGUUAACAGUGAGGCAGAAUUUGCUUAUGGGGCUGGUCAAUUGAACCCAACAAGAGCUGUUAGCCCUGGUUUGGUCUAUGACAUGGAUGACUUAGGGUAUAUCCAGUUCUUAUGCCAUGAGGGGUACAAAGGUUCCAGUUUAUCACCUUUAGUUGGUUCACCAGUAAAUUGCUCCUCUUUGCUUCCUGGGCUUGGCCAUGAUGCUAUCAACUACCCCACAAUGCAGUUGAGCCUUGAAAGCAGCAAAGACACAAAAGUAGGAGUUUUCAGAAGAACAGUGACCAAUGUAGGUCCUGCUCCAACCAUCUACAAUGCCACCAUCGUUUCACCUAAGGGAGUGGAAAUCAUAGUGAAGCCAACUAGCCUCACUUUUUCUGAAACCAAGAAGAAGAGGAGCUUCAAAGUAGUUGUGAAAGUCAAAUCUAUUGGAAGUAAUAAAAUUGUAUCUGGUUCCCUUAUAUGGAGAAGCCCACGUUACAUUGUAAGGAGCCCUAUUGUUAUCAACAUUCCAUAAUAAGGUUAUGUUUAGCAGUGACCUAAGUAAGCUUUUAAAGUUUCCCUUUGUAUCAAUUACAGUUUGUUAAUCAUGUAACUACAGAUUUUCUUGAAGUCUGUAUCUAAUUCAAAUCGUCAAAUAAAGAUGGUAUGCUGUAACUUUUCACUGGAGCUUCAUGGCAACUCCAAAUUUACCAUAUGACAGAACCAAAAUUGGAAGCUCUUUGUUUAG